UAUGAUAAAGAGUAUAGCGAUUCUAUUUUGCCUGAUUUCAACUUAUAUCGCAGGGUGUAUUGUUAAAAGAUUAAAUUUAAAUAACGAAGCCAUUUUUCCAAAUGAUGCUUUUACCGCGUACCAAACAAGAUUACCAUCGGAUAAACCUCAUUAUGCUCGACUUAAUAGAUCUAUUAUAGGGCAUCAACCGGAUGAACCCUGGAAAGCAUGGUAUGGUCUUAACUCUUCAAGUUAUCUUCAAGUUAAUCUUGGAAAAGUUUACGAAAUACAUGCAAUGGAAUUGAGAGGAGGAGGAAUAGGCUCCGUUCAACAUUAUACAUCACAUUUUCGAAUUAGUUACGGAGUUAUACUUAAAAGAAUCUUAUCCCUAAAUGCUAACAAUACCGAAAAAAUAUUUAAUGGCAACACUCACUUAAAUAGCGAUGAUAUUUUAUACUUUACGUUUGAUGAACCAAUUUUGUUAAAAUAUUUCCGGUUUCACACACUUUCAGGAAAUGAAAUGCCUGUUAAUCUUGAAUUGUAUGGAUGCGAAAUUCAAUAUUGUAAAGGAAAUGUUGUUGGAUUAUUCAACUAUUCCAGAGUACCUAAUAGUGCUUUCUACGGUUAUAAUAAACUAUACCAUUUCCAUAGAGCUCAAGACGCUAGACUACAAUUUAAAAACGAUGAAGAACAUUCGUGGUUUGGCUUUAAUGAAUCGAGUUAUUUACAAGUAGAUUUAGGCAAUUAA
Molecule: messenger RNA, 727 nt
Organism: Dimorphilus gyrociliatus
Lineage: Eukaryota; Metazoa; Annelida; Polychaeta; Dinophilidae
Source: the annotation of a GenBank genome assembly